AAUAUAAUCUGUAAUACAAUCAGAGGAAAGUUAUACUCAAUAUACAAUAUAAUCUGUAAUACAAACAGAGAAAAGUUAUACCCAAUAUACAAUAUAAUUUGUCAUACAAUCAGAGGAAAGUUAUACUCAAUAUACAAUAUAAUCUGUCAUACAAUCAGAGGAAAGUUAUACUCAAUAUACAAUAUAAUCUGUCAUACAAUCAGAGGAAAGUUAUACCCAAUAUACAAUAUAAUCUGUAAUACAAACAGAGGAAAGUUAUACUCAAUAUACAAUAUAAUCUGUAAUACAAACAGAGAAAAGUUAUACCCAAUAUACAAUAUAAUUUGUAAUACAAACAGGAAAGUUAUACCCUAUAUACAAUAUAAUCUGUAA
Messenger RNA from Lottia gigantea (owl limpet), 372 nucleotides. RefSeq lists its product as hypothetical. The record is from RefSeq and is a predicted model, not a curated record. The transcript has a single exon. The annotation marks the transcript as partial. Lineage: Eukaryota; Metazoa; Mollusca; Gastropoda; Lottiidae.